AUGGCAGAAUGCUUCAAUGCAGUUAUACUUGAUGCUAGGAAGAAGCCACUACUGACCAUGCUUGAAGAGAUAAGGCUAUAUAUGAUGGAUAGGUUUUACAACCUCAGGGAGUUAGCUGAAAAAUGGGAAGGAGAUGUGUGUCCAUCUGCAAUUAAGAAAAUGGAAGAAUUUGGUGAGGACUUGAAGUUUUGGAGGGUACACCCUAGUGGACAAAAUGAAUUUGAAGUUAGAAAUGGUCUUGAAUCAUAUGGAGUCAACAUAGAGAAAAGGAGUUGUGCAUGUAGACUUUGGGAUGUAUCAGGGAUACCAUGUGUCCAUGCCCAAGCAUCUAUCAUGUUAACUCAUCAGGAUCCAAAGACAUUUAUCAGCAAGUGGUUUGGUAAGGCAAUGUACAUUUCAAGUUAUAGUUAUAACAUUCUACCUGUUAAUGGCAACAAUUUAUGGAUAGAAGCUCCUUAUAUUAAGCCCUUACCCCCCUUAGAGAGGAGGAUGCCAGGCAGGCCUACUGUGAAAAGGAAAAGGCAUGUAUCAGAGAGGGAUGACAAGUUCUCUCAAGUGUCCUCAAAGGGUAGAACUGUCCAAUGUCAAAACUGUCAACAAAAGGGGCACAACAAGAAAACCUGUAAAAAUCCACAUGUUGAACCAGAUCCUAAACCCAAUAAGAAAAUAGGCAGGCCAAGAUUGGACCCUAGUCUAACCCAAUGGAUAAGACGUGGUAGAGGGGGGACAAGGGGAAAUAGAGGAGGUGGUAGGGUACCUAGAGGUGGGGGUGGCUUUCAUAGCUGGUUUGAAAGAGGUGAAACCUCAAAUACAGUACCACCCCAAAAAAGGGUCAAUGAAGAAUAUAAUUCUGAAGAGAUGGUGGAUGUAGAUGUGAUGAGUGAUGGAGAUGGGCUGGAUAUGGCAGAUAUGGACUACAUUACACAACAAAUUACAGAGUUGAGGAAAUCAGGUUACACUGAUGUAGACAUUAUGAGAUGCCUUGGAAUUACAAAAGCUCAUUUAGAAGAGUUUGGAUAUGUGGCUGCCAAUGUUGAAGGUGGACUAGAAGGAGAUGGACAGGGUAAUGAAGAAGAAGGAGGACAUGGACAAGGAGAUGGAGUGGAAGGAGGUGGAGAUGGACAAGAAGGAGAAGGAGAUGGAGAAAAAGAAUAUGGAGAAGGAGAUGAAGGAGAUGGACAAGAAGAUGAAGAAGGUGUUCCAGUGAAUGAUCCAGUACAACAAGGUCAUUUUGGGAAUAAUAUGAAACAAAGAACAAGGAGACCCUCAGAGAGGAUCAUUCUUCAGAAGCUGAAAAAAAGGUGGUUGACCCUCUUGGUAUAG
Molecule: messenger RNA, 1323 nt
Organism: Lactuca saligna
Lineage: Eukaryota; Viridiplantae; Streptophyta; Magnoliopsida; Asterales; Asteraceae
Source: the annotation of a GenBank genome assembly